Messenger RNA from Auanema sp. JU1783, 459 nucleotides. The record is from the annotation of a GenBank genome assembly. Lineage: Eukaryota; Metazoa; Nematoda; Chromadorea; Rhabditida; Rhabditidae.
AUGGCUCCUGCUCGUAAGGGAAAGGUUAGAGAAGAACAGACCGUUGUGUCUCUUGGUCCCCAAGCUAAGGAGGGUGAGCUGAUCUUCGCUGUCGCUCAUAUUUUCGCUUCUUUCAAUGACACAUUCGUCCACAUCACUGAUAUUUCUGGUAAAGAAACUAUCACCAGAGUUACUGGAGGUAUGAAAGUAAAGGCUGACAGAGACGAGUCAUCUCCAUACGCCGCUAUGCUUGCUGCUCAAGAUGUUGCUGAAAGAUGCAAACAGCUUGGCAUCAACGCUCUCCACAUCAAGCUUCGUGCCACUGGUGGAACUAAGACCAAGACCCCAGGACCAGGAGCUCAAGCUGCUCUUCGUGCUCUUGCCAGAAGUGGAAUGAAGAUCGGACGUAUUGAAGAUGUUACUCCAAUCCCAUCUGACAGCACUCGCAGAAAGGGUGGUCGCAGAGGACGUCGUCUUUAA